GCUGUAGCAAAGCUGCAGCUGCCGGUAACAUAUUUUAUUUGGCUUCCAUGAAAUUCGUUUUUGAAUUAGAACUAAAGGGAUUUUUCUCUGUCAAAGUAAUUUAUUAUUACUAAAUAAGAAAAGAAACCAAUUACAAAGAAAAAUACAGAAUGCAUAGACUGAAGAUUUUUACUUCAACUUCAAGAUUUUGGGCUCCACUAAAAAAUACAAAUGGAAAUAGUGAUAUCUUUGAUGUAAUGCAGACGCAGAUGUGUCGACACGUUGCCAGUGAUGCAGGAGAAAAGAAAUUAUUUACACCUGGGCCAUUAGGAACGUCUUUAACAGUAAAACAGGCAAUGCUUAGAGAUGUGGGUUCGAGGGACGUAGAAUUUAUAAAAACAAUUAGUUUUAUCAGAAGUAAACUGUUGGAUAUAGCAGGUGUUUCAGCUAACGACUAUACAACUAUACCUGUACAAGGUAGUGGUACCUUUGCUGUAGAAGCAGUAUUUCAAUGUGCUGUACCCAGACAAAAUAAUAAUAAGGUCUUAAUUUUAGAAAAUGGCGCAUAUGGAAAGAGAAUGGGUAAAAUCUGUGAAACUUUAUCCAUUCCACAUCACAUAGAAAGUUUUAGGGAAGAUAAAGCAGUUGAUGCUGGCAGGGUAGAAGAACUUUUAAAGAAAGAUAACUCUUAUAACCUUGUUAGUAUUGUACACUGUGAGACUAGUUCUGGUGUAUUUAAUCCUGUAGAAGAAGUAGGGUCUAUUGUAAAAACAACCAGUCCAAAUAGUAGUUAUUUUGUGGAUGGUAUGAGUAGUUUUGGAGCUGUACCUCUGGAUUUUAAAAAAGCCAAUGUUGAUUAUCUAGUCAGUUCUGCUAAUAAAUGUAUUCAGGGAACGCCAGGCUUUUCCUUCGCCAUAGCAAAAAAAGAUAAACUGUCUCAAUGUAAAGGAAAUUCACGAAGUUUAAGUUUAGAUUUGGUGGAUCAAUGUGAAACUCUGGAUAAGACUGGGCAGUUCCGUUUUACACCCGCUACUCAUUCCAUGUUGGCAUUUAAACAAGCUUUACUUGAAUUAGAAGAAGAGGGAGGAGUCACUGGGAGAGCCAAUAGGUACCAGAAGAAUAGAAGUAUAAUUAAAAGGGGAAUGAAAGAAUUAGGUUUUAAAGAAUUAUUAGAUGACGAUAUAUCUGGUUAUAUAAUUACAUCAUUUCUAUUUCCUGAUCAUCCCAACUUUAACUUUCAACAAUUUUAUUCAAGGCUCAAUGAUAAAGAUCAAGUGAUAUAUCCUGGUAAAGUGUUAAAUACAGACUGUUUUAGAAUUGGUAAUAUAGGUCAUUUAUUUCCUCAAGAUAUGGAACAUUUCCUCGUUUGUGCUAAACAGGUCUGUCAGGAUAUGGAUCUAAAAUUGUAAUGGCUUAAAGUCCCAACAUGCCUGCAAAAACAGGUUACAUAUAUAUUAUAUAUUGAAUUUAAAACCAAAGACAAUAAAUCGCUUGUGGAAUACUUGCACAGGAAUACACUCUCUUGAACCAUUGAAUAACCCCAGUGGUAUUCAGUGGUCAUUGUUUUUAUUCUAUAACUACAUGCAAUUCUGAAAAUACACUCUACUAUCCAGAUUAUCAACAACAAAAAACCUAAAAAACUCAUCACCAAUAACAAAUUCAUCAUAGGUUCUGCCCUUUUUUCUUUCUUUUUUGCAAAAAUUGUGGUUGCUUAGUGAUGACGUCAUUAUAAUUUGACGUAAUUCUGAAAGUGAUGUCAUUCUGGACAAAAGUAGUACGUGUCCAAGCCAUUGAAUACAACCAUAGGUUAUUCAUUGGCUGUAUUCAAUGGCUGUAUUUAAUGAUAUUUGCCUGUAGUUAUAGAAUAAAAUAUAUGUUCUUUAAAGAUGCAUUAUGUGAGAGCGAAAUUUACCUGUUGUAGGUCUUUAUUCUGACUUCAAAUCUUAUAUUAUUAUGGUGGUUUGGAUGGCCGAAUGGUUAGCGCGUGUGCACUGUAUCAUAAGGUCUGUCAUUGAGUCGACUGGCAUUGUUUCAUUGUUUCGAUUCCCCGGUAGUUUUAUGUGACAAGGAAUAGAGUCACCUGUCCAACCUCGUGGGUUUUCUCCUGGUCCUCUGGUUUCCUACCACUAGUAAAGACCCCUAUGUGCAAGCAAAUUAUUGAAAUAAAAUUGAACCAUAUGUAAGUCCCGAAAUGACCUAGUUUGUGUCGAGUUAAACUCUCUCUCUCUCUCUCUAUUUUUAUAUAUAUUAAAGUCUUAUUUAGAUGGAAAUUAAUACAAAUUUAAUUGUAUCUGCUGACUGAAACCAGAUAAACUUUGCUCAGAAUAAGGUAAUUUGAAUGGAAUUGUCAUUAUCUAUUUUUGAACUAUUAUAGCAAGAAUGGCCAGCUUUUUAUCUAACUCUUACAUUAUGCAUCUUUAUGGAAAUAUUAUGGACCAAUUAUUAUUCUUAUCUAUCAAUUCUUUGUUAUAUUUAUAUUUAAAUUUACAUUGGUGUAUGCUGUGAAUUAAAAGCAUUAUCUCCCUUGAUUGAAUAAAUAGGGGAAUGUUCGAUUGUCAGUCCGGAACGUCCUGAAUUGACACAAUUCUAAUCGAGUGGUGUGGAAUUCAGUCCUACCACAGUUCUGUUAGCCCUGACAACAGAGGUGGUGUGAAUAGAACGUAAGGUAAUUAAACCUAAUGAAUAUGUUUCAGCUGUCCUGGUUGGUCAGUAUAUAUUUUCUUAUGCAGUCAGUGUGUGUCUUGUAGCUCAAAAAUCCAACUUUUCAAUCAAUUGUCACUAUUUUUGAGAUUUAGAGAAUUCAAUUCCAGAAUGUUCAAUCAGGUAUUCCCUGGUAUUUAUUGUUAUAUUUAAGAUUACAAAUCACUGUAACUAGAGUUCCUUACACGACCCCAGAUCACCCUAUCUAGAAUUCCUUAGAAAGCUUCAAAAUGCCCUAGUUAGAGUUCCUUCGACCGCCCCAAGCUAUCCUAACUAGAAUUCCAUAGACCACCCAAAAUGCCCUAACUAGAAUUCCUUCGACUGCCCCAAGCUGCUGUAACUAGAAUUCCUUCGACCACCCCAAACUGCCCUAAAUAGAAUUCCUUCGAUCGACCCAAAAUGCCCUAAAUAGAAUUCCUCUGACCGCCCCAAGCUGCCUUAACUAGAUUUCCUUCGACAACCCCAAGCUGCCCUAACUAGAGCCCCGAAACCACCCCUACACAUACUAGUAAAUGGCCCUUUAAUACAGAAAGCAAUUCAUAGGGUGGUUUGAGGCGGUCUAAGGAACAGAAUCUUGGACUGCUUUGAUCUGUCACUUUUCUCUAAUUUGAAUAUGUGAAUACCCCACCGAUGAACCCAGGGUAUAGUGGAGUAGAACUGAGUGAGGCCACGGGAGAUACCAAGAUUGUGAAUACUUUUUCAACUCAGGGCCUGACAGUUUUUAUCUUGUGCUGGACACGUAUCAACAAAAUCAGCAUUAACCAGAUGUUGUUUUGUUUCAUGUAUAUUAAUUGUCUCGUUAUAUUUUAUAUUCUAUCAUUGCUUGAUAAUGACUAGAGAAGCCUAGUCGAAACUUGCUCAAUAAUAAGCAGUAAUUGUAUUCCAUAGAAUAUUAAAACACAAUUUAUAUGGAAAACAAUCACUGAGUUAAGGGGGGUUGGAUGGCCGAAUGGUUAGCAUGGUUAGCACGUGCGUGCUGUAUCAUAAAACCUGUCAUUGAGUCAACUGGUGUGGUUUCGAAUCCCCGGUUGUAUGUGACAAGGAGUAGGGUCACCUGUCCAACAUCGUGGGUUUUCUCUGGGUCCUCCGGUUUCCUCCCACUGCUAAAGACCCUUACGCGCAAGCAAAUUAUUGAAAUAAAAUUAAAACCAUAUGUUAGUCCCGAAAUGACCUAGUCUGUGUCGAGUGGACGUUUAACCCCAUUUCGCACUCUCUCUCUCACUCUCACUGAGUUUAUUGUCCCCCGCCUUUCGAAGAAAGCAGGAGACUAUUAAAAUGGGUUCGUCCGUCUGUCUGUCUGUCUGUCCGUCACACUUUUUGGGACACAAUAACUCUCUUCCUAAUUGAGCUAGAAUGUUCAAACUUGGUGUAUGUGUUGAUUAGGUCAAUGCCUUGAUGGAGUUCGAAGAUGAGCAUUUUCCGCUUAGGGUAAGCAGAGAUAAGCAAUUUGAUUGGUUGAUGCUUUGGGACACGAUAACUUUUAAUUGAGCUAGAAUGUUCAAACUUGGUGUAUGUGUUUAUUAGGUCAAUGCCUUGUUUAUUUUGAUUCUAUCUGAUAGAGAGUGAUGAAACUUAAUGUAUACUUAAUAAUCAGUUUGAUUGCUGGAUACUUUUGAAAAAGAUAAACAUGCAAUUAAUUAAUAUAUGUCAUCUAUUUAUUUCGGGAUUUCAGCGGGGGACAUCAGCCUCACUGUUGGCUUGUUUCACACUAAGGUUUCAAUAAGUUCCCCUUGCUAUCAUACUGUCAUUACUUACUUGAGAACGGCAAGAGGAACUUGUUGAAACGUAGUGUGAAAUAUAAACUCAGUGAUUGUUUUCUAUAUAAAAUGUGUUUUAAUAUUAUAUAUUCAAUUACUAAAUGCCAUAUAAGGAUUCCAUAGAAUUGGGACCCGUAUACUACUGACUGUGCCUGACUGAAAUCAGUGACAGGUGCCCCUUUUAGUAUUAGAAGGCCUGAUAAGCCUUUCUGUCUAUGUAUUCUGUCUUUUCUUAUUUAUAUUUAUACUAAAUAUAUUCAUUUAUUCAUAGUUCAUUAAUUAUUGCUUAUUAUCAUAUAAUUGUGGUAAAUUUGGUUGUUAAUCAACUAGUAGAAUAUAUGAGGUUUUGUGAAUCUGGGGGGUAUUUAAGAUUAUGUAGGGAUUGAGGUUGCGUGUGCUGGGUUGUAGUGGUUACCGGGGAAAUAGAAUUAUUUAUUUUACCUUUCUAAUUCCUACUCUAAAAGUGCUAAAUCUGCCUGUUGCACUCAUUGCAGGUCUGUCUUUGUUUCUUCAAACGGUAUAUGAGUACAUAAUCAACUCUCCAGACGAUCGGAUGGCAGAGAUUUAAAUGGAUUAGAACGCCAAUCAGAUUUAAAAAAUUAAUAAUAAACUGGAUAAGCGGGACAUAAUCUUGUUUGUCCAGUAUCGUUACUACGAUAAUAAACACUCUACCCUACAAUUUCUAACACUCAUAACUGAAUUUUCCAUUAUUUAUUUUUGAACCAUUAUAGCAAGAACGUCCAGCUCUUUAUCUAAAUCUUACGUAAUGUAUUGUUGAACUAUUAUAACAAGAACAGUCGGCUCUUUAUCUAAAUCUUACGUUGUUUUUUAACUAUUAUAACAAGAACGACCAGCUCUUUAUCUUAAUCUUACAAAAUGUACCUUUAAAUUUAUCUGUUCAAGUAAUAUGACAUAUCAAGUGUCCUAGUACAAUAAUAGUUUGGAAAUCGAAUAUAAAAGGUUGGCUAACCCUGGUGGUAAACUUAACAUAGAACUUAAAGGGGCAUUAGGUAAGAUUAGAUAAAGAGCUGGCAGUUCCUGCUAUAAUAGUUAACAAAUAGAUAAUGAAAACAGAAAAUGCUGAACAUUUCAUCCAAAUUGCUUCACUCUCAACAGAGAUAUUAACGAUUCAAUUUUAAAUCGAAUAUAUCGGUGAUUAUUGAACAAAGUCCGGCAUCAUUUUCUAUAUUUAAUUAUUAUACAUAUGCAUAAUAUUCAUAUCCCUUUAUAUAUAUAUAAUUCUAUUUAUUUACUAUUAUAUAAAGCACGCUCUUCAUAUUUUUGCUUCCUAUU
Patella vulgata (common limpet) is the source of this 5729-nucleotide messenger RNA. RefSeq names its product 2-aminoethylphosphonate--pyruvate transaminase. The transcript is spliced from 8 exons. The coding region runs from base 150 to 1388 and encodes 412 amino acids. The record is from RefSeq and is a predicted model, not a curated record. Lineage: Eukaryota; Metazoa; Mollusca; Gastropoda; Patellidae. Gene Ontology annotation, biological process: organic phosphonate catabolic process. Gene Ontology annotation, molecular function: 2-aminoethylphosphonate:pyruvate transaminase activity.